CGGGGCCGGCCUGGCCGAGCCUUCGGGUGCCCGGCAUGGGGCUGCUGACCGAGCUGGCCCGCGGGCUGGUGCGGGGCGCCGACCGCAUGUCCCCGUUCACCAGCAAGCGAGGCCCCCGGAGCUACAACAAGGGCCGAGGGGCCAAGAAGCUGGGCGUGCUCACCUCCAGCAAGAAGUUCAUCCGCAUCGAGGAGAUGGUGCCCCAGUUCGUCGUCCCCGACCUGGCGGGCUUCAAGCUCAAGCCCUACGUCUCGUACCGCGCCCCCGAGGGCUCCGAGCCGCCUAUGACGGCCAAGCAGCUCUUCACCGAGGUGGUGGCUCCCCGCAUCGAGAAGGACGUGAAGGAAGGCGCUUUUGACCCCGACAACCUGGAGAAGUACGGCUUCGAGCCGACGCAGGAGGGCAAGCUCUUCCAGCUCUUCCCCAAGAACUACGUGCGGUAGGGAGCGAGCAGCGGGGCUCCCGGGGCUGCUGCGGCGCCUCCCGCGCCCUGGGGAGAGCC
Messenger RNA from Aptenodytes forsteri (emperor penguin), 502 nucleotides. RefSeq names its product mitochondrial ribosomal protein L41 (gene MRPL41). Gene Ontology annotation, cellular component: mitochondrial large ribosomal subunit. Lineage: Eukaryota; Metazoa; Chordata; Aves; Sphenisciformes; Spheniscidae. Gene Ontology annotation, biological process: translation. The transcript has a single exon. The coding region runs from base 36 to 443 and encodes 135 amino acids. The record is from RefSeq and is a predicted model, not a curated record. Gene Ontology annotation, molecular function: structural constituent of ribosome.